Podospora pseudopauciseta is the source of this 1256-nucleotide messenger RNA. RefSeq lists its product as uncharacterized. NCBI's taxonomy places the organism in Eukaryota, Fungi, Ascomycota, Sordariomycetes, Sordariales, Podosporaceae. Bases 505 to 1215 code for a protein of 236 amino acids. The record is from RefSeq and is a predicted model, not a curated record. Gene Ontology annotation, molecular function: cutinase activity. Gene Ontology annotation, cellular component: extracellular region. The transcript has 3 exons. Gene Ontology annotation, biological process: carbohydrate catabolic process.
CUUGGUCAUGCUUCACAAAAAGGUCCGUCCGUAAGGGCAAGGGGCGGCGCAUCGAGGUGAUUUGGGAUCAACGCCCGAUAUAGUGGUGGCAGAUGAUGACCAGCGGCCACGUUUGUUGAACGAGAAGGGCCGUUCGGUAAGAUGCCAAGUUCGGCGAUGCUACCUGACUACCUAUCUUACCUACGAGGCUUCUCCACCACACUACGACGAAAAUGCGGGGAAUGCCUGUCUGCCAUCUUUUGCGCCCUGAAUGGUGGGAACUUCCGAUUGUGGAACAUACCUCCGAAGACUGAAAUUCAAGGUACAGAAUCGCCAGGAAACGAGUGUGGUAGCCUCAAGGUCGUGGUGUAGGCGAUAUGGGAGUGUACCUCGAUCACAUCUGCCAUGUUGUACGGGAGAUGAUCAUGUAUAAGAAGACCAGGAACCCGUCGACUUGUUGUCCCGCUUUUUAGCAGCAGGCAUCCCUCCAUCUACCUACCUUCCCAUCAGUCCCAUCUCUUCAUCAUGCGUUUUCUCACCACCAUUGUCGCAUUCACCGGGUUGGUGACUGCGCUCCCUAGCCGCAUUGAAGAGAUCAGGUCGCUGGACCUCCUCGAGGACCUCUCAAAGAAGCAAACUCUCGAGACCCGGCAGAGCAGUCAGACCAGAAACGAGCUCCAGACCGGUGGGACUUGCCCUCCGAUCAUCUUCAUCUAUGCUCGCGGCUCCACUGAGGGCGGCAACCUUGGCUCGUUGGGACCGUUGAUCGCCGACGUGCUCGAGGCAAACUAUGGCGCCAACAAUGUCUGGAUCCAGGGUGUCGGUGGCAACUACAAGGCCAACUUGCUUGACAACCUGCUUCCGGACGGCACUACAGCAGCGGCCAUCGCAGAGAUGAAGAACCUCUUUACCCUGGCCAGCACCAGAUGCCCAUCGGCAAAGAUUGUGUCUGGUGGCUACAGCCAAGGCGCUGCCCUCACGGCUGCUGCCAUCCGUGACAGCACGGCCGCCAUCCGGGAAAAGAUCAAGGGAGUUGUUCUGUUUGGCUACACCAAGAACCAGCAGAACAAUGGUGGGAUCCCCAACUAUCCUUCCAACCGCCUCACGGUAUUCUGUGAGAGUGGAGACUUGGUGUGCUCAGGGACAUUGAUUGUGACACCUGCGCACGGCGAGUAUCAAGACGAGGCUCGCGAUCAAGCACCCAAGUUCCUUAUUGCUCGCAUCAACGCCAGCUGAAGGGAUUAUGGGAUGGGAGGGAGAUAGGCUCCCGGUCAUGG